Molecule: messenger RNA, 1198 nt
Organism: Acinonyx jubatus (cheetah)
Lineage: Eukaryota; Metazoa; Chordata; Mammalia; Carnivora; Felidae
Product: 60S ribosomal protein L35a-like
Exons: 1
Coding region: 801-1142 (113 amino acids)
Biological process (GO): ribosomal large subunit biogenesis; cytoplasmic translation
Cellular component (GO): cytosolic large ribosomal subunit; ribosome
Molecular function (GO): structural constituent of ribosome
Source: RefSeq, a predicted model, not a curated record
AGGUGCAAAAUAUCAGAAUGAUGAUUUUUGAAAAUAGUGCAGAGGAUAAUGACAAUGAGGAUGAUGAUUCUACUAGAUAAUGACAUUAUUGAUUGAGUAGCUGCUAAAUCCAGUCACAGUCAACAAUGACAGAAUGAAGUAGAUUACUCUUAUUAGCCCCAUUUUACAGCAGAAAGAAUUCAGGCACAUAAAGUUUAAGUUACUUUACUUAAGCUUUUCCAAGGCCACACAAGGGCUGAAUCAGAUUUACAAACCAGUGCCUGUGCUCUUAAGCACCGAUUGAUCAGAUCUUUCUUCUUGGCUUUAGGUAUUUCUGGUUUUCUCAGAUGUAGGGAGGAGAAGAGAGAAGGAAAGAGAGGCAAAAGAAGGAAUAAGGGAUAGAAACACAAAGAUAUGUAGUCAGUGAAGAGCAGAGCAGGAAACUAUUAUGAAUAUUUUUACAUCAAAGGUUAUAAAAAUUUCUGGGAGGUUGGUGAUCUGCAAACAAGCCAAAGAUUCUUAAGCCAAAGUGAUUAAAUGUUGGGCUGAGGUCAGGAAAUGAAUCAUAGAUUCUAGAGCUGAAAACUAAAAUAUUAAAGCAUCUAGGAGAAAAUGUAGGAAAAUAUAUUCACAGUCUUGGUUAGGAGAGAUGUCUUAGAGUAAGAUACCUUAACAGUAAAAGAAAAAUAAAGAAAUUAAAUUUCAUCAAAAUUAAAAGCUUCUGCUCAUCAAAAAUCACCAUUAGAAAGUAAAAAGGCAAGGCCUUUCUCUUUCCGCCAUCUUGGAACCUUUGGAGGCCUGCUGGGAACAGGACUCCUGAAAUGACAAAUAUGUCGGGAAGACUGUGGUCCAAAGCCAUUUUUGCUGGCUAUAAGCAGGGUCUCCAGAACCAGAGGGAGCAUACAGCUCUUCUUAAAACUGAAGGUGUUUAUGCUCAGAAUGAAACUGAAUUCUAUCUAGGCAAGAGAUGUGCUUAUAUGUACAAAGCAAAGAACAACACAGUGACUCCUGGUGGCAAACUGAAUAAAACCAGAGCAAUCUGGGGAAAAGUAACUUGUGCUCAUGGAAACAAUGGCAUGGUUCGUGCCAAAUUCCGAAGCAACCUUCCUGCUAAAGCCAUUGGCCACAGAAUCCUUGUGAUGCUGUAUCCCUCAAGGAUUUAAACUAACUGAAAAGUAAAUAAAUAAAGGUGUAGAUUUGUAAAAAAUAAAAAAUGAAA